AUGAAUAUCGAUUUUUCGAGUAUCCGUCAAGAUGUUAUCAAUCAAGUUCGAGCAGAAUAUCUGCAAAAAGAGGAGGAGAAAGUAUUGAAAAACGCAACCAGUGUUACGCCUGAAGUAUUAGUAAAGUUAGGCAGUUUGGUGAAAGAAACAAACCUGUUACAAGUUUUAAAGGACUGUAAACGGAGACAGGAUAGAAAAGAAAAAGAAUUAUUUGCACAACGACAAGCCAUUGAAGCGAAAUUCAAGAAGCAGAAGGAUGCUAUAUUAACAAAGGAGAUGCUUGGUGUCAAAGUGGAUCCAAGCGAAUUGAAGAAACUUGAAAAAGAAAAGGAUAAAAAGUUACAUAUAAUGGAUCUACUAGUGUUGAAAGAAAUGGAUAAAGAAGUGAAAUACUUACAACAAGAAUUUGUUAAUUUGGAGGUGCCGUUGUUUAGAGUAACUCAAGAUCCAAAACAGCUCAAGUUACAACAAAAAAUAUUGAAUAUGUUGCAGGAUAUGCUUUGA
Mycotypha africana is the source of this 504-nucleotide messenger RNA. RefSeq lists its product as uncharacterized. The record is from RefSeq and is a predicted model, not a curated record. Bases 1 to 504 code for a protein of 167 amino acids. The transcript is spliced from 2 exons. Lineage: Eukaryota; Fungi; Mucoromycota; Mucoromycetes; Mucorales; Mycotyphaceae.